AUGAGCUGCUGCAAGGAGCCCAGGAGCUCCUGGGUGUUUCCCACUGCCAUGCUCUCGCUUUAUGGCUUCUUCGCCAACUGCAGACCAGCAGAGCCUUUCUUGACACCCUACUUAGUGGGCCCCUACAAAAACAUAUCUGAGGAGCAGGUGACAAAUUAUCUUUUUCCCAUUUGGACAUACUCCUACCUGGCUUUGCUUUUGCCUGUGUUCCUACUGACAGACUUGCUGCGCUACAAAGUGGUCAUCGUGGCUCAGGGACUGUUCCUGGUCAAUAACUACAUCCUGCUCUGCUUUGCUCAAGGCCUGACUGCAAUGACUGUCCUGCAGGUUAACUUUGCCAUUGUGACAUCCACAGAGGUUGCGUACUUCUCCUACAUUUACAGCAUUAUCUCUGUGAGGCUCUACCAGCGGGCAACUGGGUACUUGCGCAGCGCCAUGUUGACUGGCUACACUUUUGGGUCCUUCUUGGGCCAGGUGCUUGUAUCAGUAGCCGGAGUGAGUUACUUCUGUGUCAAUGCCAUCACUCUUGGUAUAGUGAGUGUGGCAUUCGUUGUGUCCUUCUGCCUACCUACGCCCCACCGCGGUAUGUUCUUCAGAGGAGAGACGGAGGUGCCAACCACUCAGGAACACCACAGUGCUGCCGAAGAGAACACAGAGGGAGCAGAGGAAGAAAGCACACAGGUGGCAGGAGGGGGCUGGUGCAGCUGGAACACCAUUGCUCAUGCAGGACAUCUCCUGUGGAGGAGCUUCUUGCAAUCAUACUCCUCCAAACAGCUUGUAUACUGGUCCCUGUGGUGGGCACUGGCCACAGCUGGCUACUUCCAGAUCUUCAAUUAUGUACAGCUCAUGUGGAAUCAUAUUGAACCUUCUGGUAGCUCAUCGGUCUACAAUGGGGGUGUGGAGGCCAUAGCUACGCUCUUGGGAGCUGGAGCUGCAUUCACCAUAGGACAUGUCAAGGUGACUUGGGAGGUGUGGGGAGAGGUGGCGCUGGGCAUGUUCUCGGCGGUGGCUGCCGCCGCUGUGUUCUUAAUCGGCCUCACCAGCAGCAUCUGGGCCAGCUAUGCUGGCUACAUCAUCUUCAAGGCCUCCUACAUGCUGCUGAUCACCAUCACUAUGUUCCAGAUUGCGGAGAAUUUGUCGAUGCAAUGCUACGCCCUGACCUUCGGCAUCAACAACUUUACUGCAGUCCUGCUGCAGACCACCGUCACAGCUAUUGUUGUUGAUGAGCAUGUGCUGGGAAUGGACAUUGUCUCACAGUUCGUAAUUUACGGCACCUACUACGCUGCCAUCUCCCUGCUGUUCAUGAUUCGAGGGACAUACACUGCGUGUCAACACUACUGCAGGCUCAGGCUGGAUCGGGAAUCGAGGGAGGACACAAAAACCGAAGCGAUCUCCUCCUAUAAGUUUUGACCGCAGAAAGAACCAGCACUUAACCCAAUACUGCACAAGGAUUUCCCCCAUACUUACAAAUGUAUCGGAGGACUUGCAUACUAAUAACAAAUUUGCUACUUUUUUGUUUAAAUUUUCUAAAUUUGUUUAAAUUCAAUUCUUCAUUCAAAUGCUUGGUCGAUCUGUUACUGUGAGCAAAUUCCAUG
Scleropages formosus (Asian bonytongue) is the source of this 1595-nucleotide messenger RNA. It is a transcript of the gene slc19a3b, whose product is annotated as solute carrier family 19 member 3b. Gene Ontology annotation, cellular component: plasma membrane. The coding region runs from base 1 to 1410 and encodes 469 amino acids. NCBI's taxonomy places the organism in Eukaryota, Metazoa, Chordata, Actinopteri, Osteoglossiformes, Osteoglossidae. Gene Ontology annotation, molecular function: vitamin transmembrane transporter activity. The transcript has 5 exons. The record is from RefSeq and is a predicted model, not a curated record. Gene Ontology annotation, biological process: transmembrane transport; vitamin transport.